This is a messenger RNA of Erigeron canadensis, 1048 nucleotides long. Its product is annotated as transcription factor RHD6. The coding region runs from base 1 to 918 and encodes 305 amino acids. The transcript has 5 exons. The record is from RefSeq and is a predicted model, not a curated record. Gene Ontology annotation, biological process: regulation of DNA-templated transcription. Lineage: Eukaryota; Viridiplantae; Streptophyta; Magnoliopsida; Asterales; Asteraceae. Gene Ontology annotation, molecular function: protein dimerization activity; DNA-binding transcription factor activity.
AUGGCACUUGCUAAAGAUAGAAACCAUAAUGAUCAUUCUUUGGUCCAUCAAUCCUACAAGCUCUAUGGAGAAUUCGAAGAGAUUGAAAGCCCGGAAAAGAAAGGGAAUUUCGCAGGAAGUUCAUCUAAUUCUUCUUCGAUUUCUAGUCCAGGCAGUGCUACGAAUUCUAGUGGGUUUGUUUACCGAGCUACCACGAAUCAUCAACAACAGUUACAACCUGAAGAAGGCCAUUCGGUUAUAAGCUUCAAGCCGGGUUACUAUGAGAAUAGUUUCAUGCAAGGUGGUAGCAGUUCAUGUUUCCUUAGCUUUGAUGAAAAUGAAGAACAGCCGUAUCCGGGUAACAUGAGCCCUAAUCAGCUGAUGAAUCUUGGGUCGGGUUCAUUCGAUAGUUUACGUUUGUUGGAAAAUAUGAGCUGCAUCCAAAGUGGUAGUGUUAAGGAAAAUAAUCACCAUGAGGACUUGGAUACAUUUGCAUGGCCAAAUCCAUCAUCUUCUGAUAAUUAUCUUGCAGCACAAGAAUCAUCUUUCCAUAAGAGAUCUCAUUCGGGUGAAAGUGAGAAAGCAUUCAAGAAACAAUGUACCGGAAACACUGCAACGAAGAAGACAAAGCAAAAAACAGCAGUCCAACCCAAAGAUCCACAAAGUAUUGCAGCCAAGAAUCGUAGAGAACGAAUCAGUGAGAGGCUAAAAGUUCUCCAGGAUCUCGUCCCAAACGGUUCCAAAGUUGACUUGGUAACUAUGUUAGAGAAAGCCAUAAGUUAUGUAAAGUUCCUACAACUGCAAGUGAAGGUGUUGGCAACUGAUGAGUUCUGGCCAGUGCAAGGUGGAAAAGCACCUGAACUUUCACAAGUAAAAGAUGCCAUUGAUGUUAUACUUUCCUCUUCCAAGAGAGACAGAUCAUGUUCAAGUUCUAAGUGAUCGAUCUUAAUUAAUUUCGUGUAUGCAACAAAACUUCGCACCAAGUGCUAAGUAGCGAGUAGUUCAGCGUUGAGUGAUCAUCUCCUAGUUAUAUAUAGGGCCAAAAAAGAGUAUAUCGAACUUGAUGCAG